Molecule: messenger RNA, 5739 nt
Organism: Adelges cooleyi (spruce gall adelgid)
Lineage: Eukaryota; Metazoa; Arthropoda; Insecta; Hemiptera; Adelgidae
Gene: Brca2
Product: breast cancer type 2 susceptibility protein
Exons: 16
Coding region: 290-5464 (1724 amino acids)
Biological process (GO): double-strand break repair via homologous recombination; regulation of DNA-templated transcription
Cellular component (GO): nucleus
Source: RefSeq, a predicted model, not a curated record
UUAAGGAGACGAUAGUAGACAGUAGUAACUAAUAACUAUGUAGUAAGUUCAAACUUCAAAGAGUUGGUUGGAACUUGAGUACUUGUUAAUUGUUAGUAAAAGUAUCAGUAAUCAGUAUGUACUAUUAAAAAGAGACGGUUAACAAAAUAAUAUAAUAAAUAAAUACUAUAUACUUUUUUUAUCUACCAUCUGGUUAAUUAUAUUUAGAGUAAUAAUGUUGGGUAUAUUAAACAUUUUUGGUUGUGUGAAAUGAAAAUUGUAAUACAGUAAUAUCUUAAUUCAUUUAAAGAUGGUUGAUUCUUCUAAAACUGCUAAGUUGCAACUCAAAAUGAGACCUAGAAGUCCUAUAAUUAUGUCUGGUAGGAGCAAAAUAGGCAUUUGUGAAAGCAGCUUGAAAUCAGUCAAUAAAUUGGAUAAAAAUACAAAGUAUUCAGUUUUACCUGAUGAGAGUCCUAUUGUUCAUAUGCAAAACAGACCAAAAAAAUUUAAGUAUAGUAAUUUACAAUCAACACCUUAUGCUCAAAAUAUAAAAAAAUCAAUAACAGAAUCAAGAGAAAUAAUAAACCUCAGUCCAAUUGCUGCAACUUCUACAACAGUAAUAGAUAAUCCAGUAAAUGGUACAGAUAUUUUUCCAUGCCAUUUACUUAAAUGUAAAAGAGAGAUUCCAAUGGACUGUUCCAUUGACCCUAAUACAUCAAAAAUAAAUAACAGUAAAGAAAUUAAAAGUAAGUUAAAAUUCAGUACACAUUUAAAAGCACAAAGUCCUGAAAGUAACCUAUGUGAGCCAUUAAUGAUCUCUGAAAUUGCAAAUAAGAAAUCUUUAAAACACAAAAAUGAAAAUACCAAAAGAUGUUUGUUUGAAAAUGAGAAGUUGAGUUCAUCAAAUUCAGAUAUGGAUCAAGAUUCACUUAAUAUAUCUUUGGAUACUUUAGAACAAGUGUGUCAGAUGUCAGAACGUACUCUUGAAUGUUCCAAUAAAAAUGUAAAUAAUUUGGUAUCUUUUCUGUAUGGUAACACUUCAACAAAACUAGAAAAUACAGUAGUAGAAAAUGAUUUAUUACGGUUAGCAUUAAAAAUGGAGGAUUUUAUAACAAAUGAAAAAAAGCCCAAAAAAGUACUGGAAGUGGAAACAAAUUUUACAACUUUAAACAAACUACAAAAAAAUGAAAAUACAUCUUUUCAAAACAGUAAAAAAUGUAAAAAUGAUAACGUUCAUUCAACUUUUUUUACUAAUUCAACUCAACUGACCACAAAUAACCUUAUGAGUACCAAUGAGAUUGGCAAUACACAAAUGUGUGAAAUAGCUGAUAUAAUUGAACCAUUAUCAUCUUUUGAUGAUCAAUGGACUCAACAAUAUACAUUAAAUUCAAAUAUUCAAGUCAGCAGUAGUUCCAAUUGUAAUCAAGGUGCAGUUCAUAAUCUAAAAUUAAAAUGUGACGUACAGAGUAGUAAUAAUGAGCAUAAAUAUUCAUACACUUAUAAAUCAGAAAAUAAAAUGUAUAAGCCUUUAACUGAAAAUACAGAAUUUUCAACACCUGAAAAUAAUUCAUUAAACAUAUUAAAGAGAGCAACACAUAAAAGUGAAGUGCUUGUGAAAGAUGAUAAAACUUCAUUAUCAAAUGAAAAAUUAAAGCCUUUAAAUAUACCUCAAGCAACUACUAAUGAAUUCAAAGGAUUUUCAACGGCUACAGGAAAGGCAAUUAAAGUUCCAGAGCAAGCAUUAAGUCAAGCAGAAGCACUCCUGAAGGAUGAUCAAGCUCAAUCAUUAAAUGUAAAGUUAAAAACUUUAAGUAGAGUUGAUGAAGCAUCAAAUAAAUUUAAAGGAUUUUCAACAGCUACAGGAAAGUCAAUAAAAAUCUCGGCUAAAGCAUUGCAUAAAGUUGAAACACUAUUAAAUGAUGAUGAAACUCAAUUAUUAAAUAAAAGGGUAAAUCCUUUAAAUAUACCUCAAGCAACUACUAAUGAAUUCAAAGGAUUUUCAACGGCUACAGGAAAGGCAAUUAAAGUUCCAGAGCAAGCAUUACGUCAAGCAGAAGCACUCCUGAAGGAUGAUCAAGCUCAAUCAUUAAAUGUAAAGUUAAAAACUUUAAGUAGAGUUGAUGAAGCAUCAAAUAAAUUUAAAGGAUUUUCAACAGCUACAGGAAAGUCAAUAAAAAUCUCGGCUAAAGCAUUGCAUAAAGUUGAAACACUAUUAAAUGAUGAUGAAACUCAAUUAUUAAAUAAAAGGGUAAAUCCUUUAAAUAUACCUCAAGCAACUACUAAUGAAUUCAAAGGAUUUUCAACGGCUACAGGGAAGGCAAUUAAAGUUCCAGAGCAAGCAUUACGUCAAGCAGAAGCACUCCUGAAGGAUGAUCAAGCUCAAUCAUCAAAUGUAAAGUUAAAAACUUUAAGUAGAGUUGAUGAAGCAUCAAAUAAAUUUAAAGGAUUUUCAACAGCUACAGGAAAGUCAAUAAAAAUCUCGGCUAAAGCAUUGCAUAAAGUUGAAACACUAUUAAAUGAUGAUGAAACUCAAUUAUUAAAUAAAAGGGUAAAUCCUUUAAAUAUACCUCAAGCAACUACUAAUGAAUUCAAAGGAUUUUCAACGGCUACAGGGAAGGCAAUUAAAGUUCCAGAGCAAGCAUUACGUCAAGUAGAAGCACUCCUGAAGGAUGAUCAAGCUCAAUCAACAAAUGGAAGUUUUAACAUACUAGUCAAAGCCGAUGAACCCUCUAAUAAAUUAAAAAGUUUUUCAACAGACAAAUCAGUUAUGAUAUCGGAAAAUACUACACAAAUGGCUCAAAUUGUUUUUAAAGAUGGCAAUUGUGUUGUAAAUAAGCUUUCUAGUUAUAAUGAUAACCUAUUAAAAAUAGAUAAUAAAAAAAAAAUACUACAAUCAGUAAGCAAAUGUAAUAUAGGAAAAUCAGAUAUAUUAGGUAAUAUAGAAGAUAUGAAUGUUGAAAUUAUUGAUGAAUUUUUUUCGAACGAUUCAUUUAUUUUAUCUGAAAACAAAUUAUUAGGAACAGGUAACAAACCAGCAUUUAAAGAAUUGCAAAAUUUGAAAAAUACUACUCAUAAUAGUACACAUGAUAAAAAAAGUCUAAACGAUGGUCUAAAUGACACACAAUCAAUACUCGAAGACAUAUCAUUGGUGGAUACUGUUGAACGAAUAGAAAAAGGUCAACAACAUUUUUUGAAUACUACUUCACAUAAUAAACGACCUGGAAGUCCUAAUUAUGAUAUUGAAAAAAUAAUUAAAAAGCCUAUAUUAGAUUUCGGAUGGGAGAAAAAUGAAUUGGAAAAAUCAUUUAAAGUAUAUUUGUCCAAAAAGUUAAGUAGUCAAAAAACUUCACUGUCUACAUUAGUAGAUUACAGUUUACCAAAGAAGAGUACAGCAAAUCAGCACUUUAAUGGCAACUAUGACUUUGCUAAUUUUGACUCAAACAAGUCAUUAGAUUUUAAAUUAUGUUGGGAUUACAAUAGGAGCAACACAGAAGCAAAUUUUUAUAAUUUCAACAAUAUAAAGAACUUAUUUGAAUCACAUUUUUUGGUGGAUGUAAAAUUAAUUCCAAAAAGUUGGGUCGAAAACCAUUUUCAUUGGAUCAUUUGGAAACUAGCAUCAAUGGAGCUUAGUUUUCCUAAUUUAUUUGCAAACAAGCUUUUAACUGCAAAGAACACAAUUCACGAGCUAUUGUAUAGAUAUUACAGGGAAAUUGAAAAAUGUCAAAGAUCAGUUUUAAAAAAAAUAUUAGAAAAAGAUGAUGUUGCAACAAAAAGAAUGAUUUUGUGUGUUUCUAAAAUCAUUAAAUCAAAUACAGCUGAAAAUUACAACAUUGAGCUAACUGACGGGUGGUACAAAGUACAAGGCUUACUGGAUUCUGAGAUGAAUACACUUGUACACAGACAAGUAGUUAGAGUUGGCACUAAACUUCUUAUAAGUAAUGCAGAACUUGUUGGUGCUGGAGAAGGAAUUGACCCAUUACAAGUGCAUGAUGGUGUUAAGCUUAAAAUAUCAACAAACAGUACUCGACGUGUUCGAUGGUAUGCUAAAUUAGGAUUGUGUAAAUAUCCAACUUCUCCCGUACCAAUUAGCUUAGAAUCAGUUCUUCCACAUGGCGGUACAAUAGGAUCAUUGUCACUUGUAGUUCUUAGAAAAUAUCCAAUGUUGUACUUUGAACGGAAGUUAAACUCAAAAUCUGUUUUUAGAAACGAGAAAAUGGAAAUAUUUGAAGAAGAAAAACAUAAAACAACUCAACAGAAAAAUUUAGAAAAAAUAUCAAACAAUAUUCAAUCUGAAAUGGAAAGAGAAUUAAUGUCAAAAACUAAAAACAAAAUUAAAUUAAUAAAAAUAACAAAAGAAAAUAUAAAAAAUUACAGUAUAGAGGAGCUUAGUGAUAUAAUAGAAAAUUGUAUGGAUCCUUCAGAAAUUCAAUCGGUUAUUAGUGAAGAUAAAUUAGAAGCCAUUCAAAACUAUAAGAAGACACAACACGAUAAUUUUAUGUAUGAACUCAAAAAAAGAGUGGAUAAUGUAUUUAACGAUCAGUUUAAAGAUAACAAACGUAGAGUAACUCCUUUACUUAAGUUACGUGUUGUGGAUGAAAAAGAUGCUUGUUCAGGAUUGAAUUUCGCAGUACUUACUAUAUGGAACCCGUCGGAAAGUGUAUCUAUGUUUUUUGAUACAAUUUCAGAGGGUCAUUGCUGUGUAUUUAGUCAUCUCACCGCUACUGGCUACAUGAAUGGUGAACUCCAAUUAUCAGCUGGUAAACAGUCACAUUAUGUUUUUAAGAAAAUUAUAAACAAUUACGCAAAACGGGCUGUUAUCAGUGCCAAAACUUUUUGGUCUGGCAGUUUUUCGCCAUUGUACAGUGAACUAGACUUAGUGGGUAUUGUAAUUGGUAUAAUCAAAGAAAACGAAACUUUUAAUGAAGUAUAUGUGACAGACACAGAGAUGAAUAUCGUUAGUAUUGUAUUUCGAGGUGAUUUUAAGGAAUUUGGAUGUGACGAUAAAAUGUUGUACCCUGGUAGUAUAAUAUCUGGUAUGAAUCUCGUAUUUAAGGGUUUUCAUAGUAAUACACCAAUACCUAAAGUUUAUGUCACCGAACUGUCAUUAUUUACCACUGUUCCUAAAGCUGAACAUCUUAAACAAUGUUCUGAUGAUUAUAUAAAGUUCCUAAAAAAUUCCGAAAAUUUUAUUCAAUUGUGUCAAAAUAAAAUUGUUGAAUUUCAAAACAAAAAAUCUGAUGUUCCAAGUCAUGAUAUUGAUGUAUACUCAUUAAAUGUGGCCAACAAAAAAAUUCAAAAACCUUAUGGAGAAUCACCUUCAGCUGCAGUUAGUUCACCGCAUGUAUUUCAAUCCGAAUUUUCGCCUGUAAGAAAACGUUUAAAAAUGUUAAACGCCUAUGGGAAAACGCCUCCACUCAAUAUCAUUCAUACCAAGCCUCCAAAUAAAAAACUAAUGAAUCAGUUUAAAACGCCAAACCGUAUGUAGUAUGUGAAAUAAACAGAGAAAAUUAGCUAAAAAGUUACCAGAAAAAAAUUACAUUCUAUGUAUAUAUUAAAUUUUAUAAAUUUGCUAAAUAUGUUGUUAAAGCAAUGUAAAUGCCUUAAAUGUUUUGGUUAUGAAUGUAUAAUAAAUUACUAUAAAAAUAUAUAAUGUAUUUUAUUUUUAUAUAAAUAGACCAGCUUUUUUUGUACUAAAAUAAAAUAAUACACAAUCAUUUUAUAUAAGCUUAGAACAUUUAAAACUUAUAUGCAAUAUGAAUU